UUAGCUUGGUUCGAGCGAAGUCAUCGGGACCGAAGAAGACUUUACCGCCGCCGCUGCCACUGCUGCAGCCUCCCUCUGCCCAGCUUUCACCGGAGGAUUUUUACGGGAUAACAGAGAAGUUCUUCGGCUAUUUAGCGGAUUUUAACGGCUGUGAAUUCUCUCGGUACUUUUCUCCUUUCUCCAAGCGGCGGGCGGACUGUUCGCUGUCCCGCAGGCUGGAGGCUAGCGUCGGUUACUGCGGCUAAACAUGGUGGCCUGUAGGAACGGAGAGGAGCCGAGCCCCAGCUCUGCGGGUUUGGGGGUGUUAUAAGGGAACGCGAGGACGUUUUGGCUGCUGCUCCACCCUUUUCUAAGUCUGCGCUUUGUUAAUCUGGAGGUUUCUACGGGGCUCCCCGUGUGUUUCCGUUAAACCCGAACAGCAGUACCACCGGCGGCAGCAGGACCCCGUCCGUGUUCGGCGGAGCGUGGAUAAUCAUCCCGAAAAAGUUCUUCCAGGCCGCCUUAAAGUUUGCCCGCGGACCUGGGAAACUCCAGACCGUCCUGGACACUCCUCCAGCUGCUGUGUUUACGUUACGGAUACUUUGAGGCUCUCAAACCGGGAUGAAUUGUUGCACAAGUGCAGCCUGAUGAAACAGUUUGUUUUACCCCCUUCCUCCUCCUCCUCCUCCUCCUCCUGUUCAGGGUCUGAUUGUUAAUCUGAGGAUUAUUAUGGAUUGUUACCAUGGCCUAAUCCAGCCAGACUCUGAAUUUGGGGACUAACUGCAGAUGUAGAGGCUGACUGUGAUGGUGAUGAUGAUGAUGGUAUCUCUUCGCGAUGAUUCUGAGUAGAGAGGAGUUCAUUACAUGGAGACUCGCCUGACAUGCCGAGGAAGGAGUUGCCACUACCUGACGGUUGGGAGGAAGCCAGAGACUUUGAUGGGAAAGUUUACUACAUUGACCACAUUAACCAGUGCACGAGCUGGAUCGACCCCAGAGACAGCGACGCGCUCAGCGCCCAGAAGGAGAUCUACCAGGUGAAGGAGCAGAGGCUCCGCCUGGCACAGCAGGAGUACCGCCAGCUCAACGACGCGUGGAGGGACAAGUCCACGUCGCAGACGAGCUUGAAUUCCAGAUCGUCCUCUUCCAGCAAAUACGACCCGGACAUCCUCAAAGCCGAGAUAGCCACGGCCAAAAGUCGGGUGAACAAGUUGAAGCGGGACCUCGCCUGUAUGAAGCAGGAGCUGCUGUACAAAGAGCAAGGCUUCGAGACGCUCAAAGAGAUCGACCAGAAGGUGUCCAACAGCCCGUCCGGUUACAGGCUGCAGGAGGCCCAGGCCAUCCUCAGCGAGGUGCGCUCCAUCCGCGACGCCAUCAGCUCCGGGGAGAAGGAGAAGCAGGAGCUCAUGCAGAAACUGGCGGUGCUGAAGGACGGCUUCCGGCUGGACUCGGGCUCGCAGCAGGAGCUGUGGGGCAGCAGCACCUCGCUUGCGAACUCCGACCUGUCCAUCCCGCGGCUCUACUCCGACGCCAGCUCGCAGACCGACAUCCCCGCCGAGUUCAUGACGAGCAGCAACAAACUGGCCGAGAAGGUUCGCGUGAGCCUGAAGUACGAGGAGGCCAAGAGAAGGAUCGCCACCAUCGAGGUGCAGAUCGCCAAACUGGACAGCGAGGCGUGGCCGGGGCUGCUGGACCCGGAGCGGGACCGCCUCAUCCUCAUCAACGAGAAGGAGGAGCUUCUGAAGGAGCUGCAGUACAUCAGCCCGCGGCAGCGGCUGCAGCCCAACGACGCGGAGAAGCUGGAGUCCGAGAAGAAGCGGCUGGAGCGAGACCUGCAGGCCGCCAGAGACAACCAGAGCAAGGCGCUGACCGAAAGGCUUCGUCUUCACUGCAAGAGGAACAAGCUGGUCAGAGAGCUGGAGGAGAACGUUCGCCUCGCCACCAUGCUGCACACGCAGCUCAAGAGCCUGUCGGCCAGCACCCUCUCCUGUUCGUCCGGCAGCAGUCGAGGCUCUCUGACCUCCAGCCGCGGCUCGCUGGCCACCACCUCCAGCCUCGGCUCCACCUCCUCCCUCAGCUUCACCGACAUCUACCUGGAGCAGCCGGAGCUGGCCGACCCGGACUUCCAGAACAAGCUGGACAGCCUCCUGCAGGAGGGCGUCCAGGGAGGGUACCGGCCCUCCAGCUCCAUCACCACCAUACACGAGCACGAGGUGGUGACCGGCAGCGGCACGAAAGACGCCGGGAGACCCCAGAGCAAGUCGGGAGGCACCGGAGGAGACGCUGGAGGAGGCACAGGGGCCGCCGUGGGGGCGGAGCCUUCCAGGAUCCAGGCCCUCAAACUGUCAGAAACCCCACGCUCGAUGAACUCCUUAUCCCCGCGCUCGUCUCUCUCCUCGCUGUCUCCGCCGUGCUCGCCCCUGGUCACGGACGCUAGCUUCCUGUCAGGCGAGACGUUCGCGGGCCAGUCGGGCGGCUCCGGGUUGGGCCUCGACCUGGAGCUCCACAGCAGGCUGGCCGAGCUGGAGCUCAGGCUGGACUCUGAGGAGCAGCGUCAGGAGGAGCAGGGAGCUCCGGAGGAGAAGCAGAACCACCACGGCAGGCUGGGCGAGGAGGUCAAAGGUUCAGCUUCCGAGCUGCGAGGGACGGGGGCGGGGCCAAAGAAGAUUGGGGUGACCUCGGCCGUGUCUGACGAGUCGGUCGCCGGCGACAGCGGCGUGUACGAGCCGUCAGAGCGCAAACCUGGCCUCCCCGCUGACCUCCUGCUGAGCUCCUACGAGGACCGCCUGGCGCCCGGCUGCCCUCAGGUGCAGCUCGGCUUCCGUUACGAGGCCAGAGACCGCCGCUUCACCGUCUACGUCAUGCAGCUGUCCAACUGCAGCGCCCUCUGUCUGCCGACCGACCAGAAAAUGUAUGUACGCGUGGCGGUGCUUCCCUGCGUGGAGGCCACUCGCUGCCUCUUCCGAACACGCAGCUCGCCACCUCGAGACGCCGUGGAGUUCAACGAGGUGUUUGGCAUGCAGAUAUCCCACAGUGCACUGCGGCAGAAGACCCUGAGGGUGGACGUGUGCGACACCGGCAAGUCGGGCCACGAAGAGUGUCUGGCGGGAGCUCAGAUCAGCCUCGCUGACGUCAGCUGUUCGGAGGAGAAGUGCACCAAGUGGUACAACCUGCUGAGUCGCGUCUACCUGCCCGAGGUGAACAAGGAGACGAGCAUGGACAGCCUGCCGUCGCUGCAUCACUGCUCCGUGGUUCGGCCCAAAGAGCGGCGCCCGGACGUCCGCCAGCAGAACCCCUUCAUGAGGGGCAACACCAUCAUCCGCUCCAAGACCUUCUCGCCCGGACCUCAGAGCCAGUACAUCUGCAGGAUUAACCGCAGUGACAGCGACAGCUCCACGCUCUCCAAGAAGUCCCCGUUUGUCAGAAACGCCUCCGAGAGACGCAGCAUGCGCAUGAAGAGGGUAAAGACUCCGCCCCCUCACCUCUGCAUCACUGCAGAACCAUUAUACUCAUCCAUCACUGAGGAAAUUCACCUGUUACAGCAGCACAAGGCUCAGGAAGAAAAGGUGAAUUGGAGACUAAUAAACAUAAAUACUAUACAGGAGUAAUUGGUACCAUGUACAAAUGGUAAACAGUGAAACGGACUAAAAUACACUAGAGGACUGGAAGACGGCAACAUUUUGCAACAUUCUAUCCAAACACAUUUUUUUUUCUCUUAGUUCUAUAUGAUGUCAUACAGAGGGGAUUUCCCUAAUAUGGCCAUCUCAGGCUCCACCCAAAAGAAAGCCUUUCUCAAAGGGGAGGGGCUUAAACAGCUGUUAUAUAACUGUUAUUAAAGCUGCUCUCUGUGAGACGAAGAGUUAAAAAUAAGCUGCCACACUUACUGCCAAACUGACCUGGACUGAAAUCUUAAGGAUUAUCUUCAUCGUCAAACACUGGCACAAACUGUAAGUUUUCUGUAAACUGAGCGACGUCGUGCUGACGGCACAGGUGGUCGUAGCACGUCAGCGCAGCCGCACGAUAGCAGCUCAGAGGAGACGCGUCACUCUGAGCGUAAUCCGUAAUCAUCGUCUCUCGUCACACAAACACAUCGGUGUAGAAACAGCACUAACUCGCACUAACACUCAGGUAGUUGAUCGGGUAGUUUGCACUUUAAGAAACUUGAGGUAGAAGUUUGAAAAAAGAAAAACUUGAUGUGGGUUUUUGGAAAGUUAAACGUCUGGAAACCUUUGCCUCACGCUGGAACGAUUUCUGAUUGUCGGAACAGGAAGUGAUCUCAAACGCAUUUCUGAUGACUGUGAACUUGUUAUUGAUCGUAUGAUUGUUUGACUGGAAGCGACUGAAAAAAAACCGAGUCGUCAGCCAAUAGGAAGACGGAAGUCCAGCUUUGCUUUGUAAGCUCCUGCGCUUCUCUCUGAUUGGCUGAUCAGUUUUUGCAGUUUUAAUUUCAGACUUCCUGCCCUCACGUUUCCACCUGUAACUGGAUGUUUGUGAAGCAUUCAGUUCUAUUAGAACUGGACCUUCUGCACUUAAAACUGUUGGAUGGCGUUAGUGUGGUGCCCCAGCAAAGCUCAGCAUAUCGCCUUUUUUUCCUCAGCUGGUUAUUUAAACUGUUUCUCUCCUCGUUUCAGUCUGUUUGAAGCUCUGAAACGAGGAGAAAGACACAUUCAGUGAACUUAUCAAUGCAUUGAGCAGCUAAAGAGCCUCAGGAGUUGGUAAAUAUUAGAAAAACGUCACUCCCAAAGACUCCUGACACGUUCUAUAUAAACUGAUGUUUAAUGUAGUGUUUACAUAAACAAGCAAAAAGAAAUCUGACACAGGAAAUGUUUUACUUUUCAGGAUAUGGAGGAUUGAAGGUGCCAAAAUAAACAAAAUAUGUGACUGAGUGAAUAAUAAAAUGACAUUAAAUGUUCGAAAAAAUAAAUACAUGUAGGUAUUUAUUAAUUUGUAAAAUGUGACAUGAGUUAAUAUUUUUAAAUUAAUUUUAUGCAGAAAUACAGGGAAGGUCAGUAAACAGAUAUUUGUCUUACAUUUUAUAAUUGAAUGCCUUGAAUGUUGAAGAAUUUUGUUGUUUUUUACAUUUGUAAUUUAUUUAUUAAUUUGCUUGCUGUUCCAUUAUUAUUUUGGCGGUUUUGAUCCUCCAUACAGGCAUGUGUCAGGAAGUCUCCAAAAUAACGAUUUAAAAAGUGGAAAAUUCUUCACGUGGAAAACAUUUAACAUGAAUUCUAGAUUAUUAUUACAAAAUGUGGGAUUAUAAACUACCUGCUGAACAUGGAGCAGAUGAUUUAUUCAGGUGGUGGAGACCAAAAAUGGA
Molecule: messenger RNA, 5290 nt
Organism: Neolamprologus brichardi
Lineage: Eukaryota; Metazoa; Chordata; Actinopteri; Cichliformes; Cichlidae
Source: RefSeq, a predicted model, not a curated record